Molecule: messenger RNA, 3667 nt
Organism: Somion occarium
Lineage: Eukaryota; Fungi; Basidiomycota; Agaricomycetes; Polyporales; Cerrenaceae
Source: the annotation of a GenBank genome assembly
GAGCAGAUACGGAAGCAAGCCGACAGGAACGAUACGCUUCGUGGCUCCUGUAUCCAACGCACGUUCGUACUAUCAGAUCCCUGUCUUGCCUGAACGAGUUCAGAUUGGCGGACAUGGCGUGCGGCACGUGAACGUUCUCUUAGAUUUCUGGGCUGAACCAUUUACUUUUGGCGACUCUUCCUCCUCGUCAAUGAAGAAAUCCAAGCACACCCUACCCGGCACCUUCCUGCACGCCAUCCAAACGUUCUGGUCGGUUGACCCUCGUUUGCAGAAGUAAAUCGACCCUGCUGCUUCUGCAAUAAUCCGCUAUGAAGUUCGGAAAGCAUAUCCAGGCUGAACAAGUUCCCGGGUGGUCUCUAUAUUACUUGGACUACAAGGCUCUCAAGAAGAUCAUAUCAUCUCUAAAUUCGCCUCGACCACCGGCAGAAGCUGCAGCUCUUGGUGUUGGCGUGCAACCUGGACAGUACUCUGACCGCCUAUUGCAAGGCAUAACCGAAAGGGGCUCGCCUAUCUUUGCAUCUUUGGGUCAGGAUGAGGACAGGGGAACAAGUUUCCAAGCACAAAGAGCCACUUUCUUCUUCAGGCUCGAACGAGAACUUGAAAAGAUCAAUGCAUUCUAUCUGGAGAAAGAGGCCGAGCUGACAUUGCGCCUUGAGACUUUGCUAUCGAAACGGCGUGCUGCUGCAAUGCACAUCUUACCAGAUGCUUUGGACGACUAUACAACUCUGAAUCAUGUCGAAUGGAGCGCUGUUGCAGAAGGUUUUCGACUCCUCGAGCGAGAUCUCGGGAAGUUACAACAAUUUGUCGAGCUGAACGCAACCGGCUUCCGCAAGAUCCUGAAGAAAUGGGAUAAGCGUUCAAAAUCAACUACAAAGGAGCUUUAUCUCGCCCGGCAAGUCGAGGUACAGCCAGUAUUCAACAGACAGCUUAUUGCUGAGAUGUCUGAUACCGUUGCGACUUGUCUACUCGACCUCACCGAUCUGAGCUCAGGAUUGAAAUACGAAACGUCUGCAGCUGACGACGUAAUUCUCAAUCAACAGUUAAAUAUCGACCGAUCUACUCAGAUGGGCCCUUUCCGUGACCUCGAGAGUAAUCUCAGGAAAGCUAUUGCAGAUGGCGAUAGCAAGUCUCUUCGGGAUCUUGUCCGGUACUCGGAUUCUCUUUCUCAAUCGCCGGAAGCAAAGAUGCAUGUCACUCGCAUUCUGUGGAAGGCGGUCAUCGAUGCGCCAACGGAGCUUGCAGACCUAAUCCUUGAAUCCACCGCAGGUCCAUUCAACUAUGCCUUCGUUGACGACAUCAACGGAAGGACAUGCCUCCACGAAGCCGCCAUUGUUGGUGCAUUGCGUCUGGUGAACCUAUGCCUUGCGCACGGCGUACAAAAGGAGAAAGUCGACAUAUAUGGCCGCUCAGCUCUGCAUUAUGCUGCAAUGUACGGCCAUACAAGAGUAUGUCAAAGGCUGAUCGAGGUCGGAUUACCAGCAGAUGUCGUCGAUCUUGACAAUUGCACCCCACUCAUAUACGCUAUCCUGAAAGGCUCUGUGGAAUGCGUUCGGGUACUACUGGAAGACGGCAGGGUUCCUGCCGCCAGUAAUACCUUGAAUGGCGAUUUCAUGCCCUUAUCUCUUGCUGCGCGCGCAGGACACUUGCAAGUUGUUCUCCUGUUGCUUGAGCACAAUGCUCCCAGCCUCCCCAAUACCAACGGCGAAUAUCCUAUCCACCUGGCUGCGCAAGAGGGUCAUGCUGAAGUGUGUCGCGUCCUCACUGUCUGCGAGGGAUGGGAUGUACCUGACAAAUACAACGAAUGGACGCCGCUUUUCCAUGCCGCUCGCUACGGCCAUGUGGAUUGUCUUCGGAUACUUCUUAGUGUUGGAAGUCAAAUUGACAUGACAGAUGAGGUCGGCCAUUCUGCUGUAUACUACGCUGCCUGGUACGGACACCUAGACUGUGUCGCUGUACUCAUGGAAGCUGCCGCAAAAGUCAACAUGGUGCAGUCAACGACUCUUGCGUCCCCCAUGUCCGAUACUCAAAUGUCGACGGGAUCGGAAUUUGAUAUUGAUGCGAUUCCCUCUCUGUCACUUCCCCCUCCGAUGAUGCCUUAUCGCGUUUACGGUCAUAAUUACCUCGAUCGAAAUUCGUUGGUGCAAGUUUCCGUUGGUCAUCUCUCCUCCAGGUUUGGCGAGGCGUCCGCCGAACCUUCAUCUGCUGUACAACUGCGAUUUCCACUUCGAGGCCCAUCUUUCAACGAUCGGUACCUUCAUACUUCUCCACGGUUGAAGCUAGUCAUGACGCCAACGGCUGUCGUGACUGCGGCUCCAUACAGUAUUCCGAUACCCUUAACAGAGGAAAAAACCAUCUUCACAUUCCAAAUUCCAUCAGCGGAUGCACUUUCUUUGGAGUUCUCUCUCUAUCCCAACUUCGGCACAAAAACCAUUGGACGUGCGAUUGCUCUUCCUUGUUUUUUCUCAUCAAUUCAGAAUAGUCAAGCAUUCACCCUACCUAUCUUAGACCAUCGUCUCCAUAUAGUUGGUGAGGUCUCGUUUGAGGUUAAUAUCAUCAACCCUUUCAACGGUGUAACGCUCGAAAUCGGUGGUGCCGUAGAGACAUACUGGAAGUCUAUCGCGAAUCCGGUCCCAAAUCCUGCCCUGAAGACUGUUACUCCGCGAUCUAUGCCGUCUGCCCGACGGCUGCCAUCCGCUCAGAAUUCGCCUUCAAACCGCCCUACAACGCCUCUGGGGGCGCACUCCUUGACACAGUCGUCUGUAACAGGGAGUUACCUUUAUGUAACGGUUCAAGUUACACGGGAUGGUUAUCCUGUAACCUAUUCACAAUGGUCGUUGCCAGAGGGGAACUAUGACUUGGGCGUGGCGGAUAUUACAUUGUCGCAGUUCUCGGCUCUAGCAGGGCGAUUGGGCAGGCGACUGGGACCCCUGGGACAUUGUAAAACCUUGGACGACUUCCGUGUCGCGGUCGCCCGUUCCAUGACAUCGCUUGAAGAGUUACUCAGGGCUCUUCCCCCAACCGUAGGCAUAUGUCUUGAGGUGGCUUAUGCUCCUGCGCGAGUCAGAGAACGCCAUGGCUUGGGUCAUCAACCAAAGCUCAACGAUGUUGUUGAUGCCGUUCUACGGACGGUGUACGCAACAUCAUCACUGGAAGGACAAAUUGCUCGUCGGAACGUCAUCUUCACCUCGUUCUCACCCGAUAUCUGCUCUGCUCUGAAUUGGAAGCAGCCAAACUAUCCGGUCUUCUUCGCGUCACAACACGGCCAAACGAAUGCCGCCUGUCCGAGCUCAACAGCUCUGUCAGUUGCUGAUGCACAUGACUAUAGGCUGUCUAGUAUAGGCGCGGCGGUUGAAUGGUGCAAGAUGAAUAAUUUGCUUGGUUUACUUCUGGAUGGAAACCUACUGGGAAAGAUACCGUCUCUUGUUCAAGGGGCAAAGGAUUUUGGUCUGCUAGUCAGUGCAUUCGGCAGGCCGGAUGAUCUGACUGUGUUUUCUGGGGGUGCCAGCGGUGUAGACGCACUGCUUCAAGAUGGAAUCUUGACAUAUUUCGACCACUCUAAACGAGCCUAAUCCUACUACGUACUAAUCUAAGGUCCAAAUGUACUCAUAAUAUAACAAUAGAGCAAAAAACAAUGUGAACAGUCUUGAAAAAAAUCAAAAUUUGACCU